AUGGCUUCACCAAUAACUCUUCUAUCCCUCUUCCUGCUCUCGUCUACAUUCGCUUCUGCCCAACCCAGCUUUACCGCGUACAAAGAAAAGAGCUGCAGCCAGCCUCUUGAGAUUUGGACCGAUGGGAUGCUUAUCGAAAACAGCAAACUUCCCAUAGAUCAUUCCAUUAAAGAACGAGGGACUUACGACGGUGGUCACGCCUUCAAUAAUAUAACGUUCCCAGCCGCGGCAGCAACCGGCGAUUACGCACAGGAUGCAGGGACUCAGUUCGUGUAUUGGAAAGUAGAGCAGCCAGACCCGACCUGUCAGUUUAUACUGAUGAGGGAUACUCCGAGGGAAUGGCAAUCUCUCAGUCAGUUGCCCGGAGAUGAGAUGCUAAGAGUAGCCGAAGAGGGCUGCUACUAUACGGCUCUAAGUCCCAACGUCGACUUGAUUACCAGCUUCUGCUGCGGCCGCGACGACUGCGCUAUUGCGGAAAUCGAAGUUCAGUAUCCGAGCCCCGUCGAGAGCGUCAGUGGUGAUCCUCCGAACUGUACGGUAAAGUCUUACAAUGCUACGCCUACUAUCGAAGAUGGUCAACAAAUAGCCGUCACCAGGCCACAGACCUGCGAGGCCCCGCCGACUUGCACGCAUUCUAUAACCCUGAGCAAGAUGGUCAGCACGGCCGUGUCUCAUUUCCAGUCGUAUUCUUGGACUACUGAGGAAGGAGUUGAUGUCAAGAUAGAUACUGGUGUCGACUUUAUCGUAGACUCAAAGGUGUCUGUGGGUAUAAGUUUCAACAUCGCGCAGAGCUGGAUGGACGAGACUGGAACAACUCUAACGCAAACCAACAUUACGGCUUCGUCUGAGGCGGGAAGGCAGGAGGCAGGAACUAUAGCAUUCUAUGCCUUCACGCCGCAGUACGACUGCUGGAAAGGCGAAGUUAGCUGCGGGAAGGACAAAAGUGGAAAUGAGGUCGUACUUGAGGGUAUUAGUUUCUGCCAGCCUCGAAUUGCAAGUACUGGCGAUCCGGCUGGGCUUUUUAGGAUGGUGUAUACUUCGGGAUGA
Daldinia childiae is the source of this 1047-nucleotide messenger RNA. RefSeq lists its product as uncharacterized. The transcript has 3 exons. The record is from RefSeq and is a predicted model, not a curated record. The coding region runs from base 1 to 1047 and encodes 348 amino acids. Lineage: Eukaryota; Fungi; Ascomycota; Sordariomycetes; Xylariales; Hypoxylaceae.